AUGCAAGAAAUAUUUCUUACAGGACACAGAGAGCCAUCUGCAGAUUUGACAACGACGCAAGACCGACCAGAAAACUACGAAUUUGCUCAAAAAGAUUUUGAACAACUGGCCAAUGAAUUGUACCAUGGAAGACCUGUACCUGCUCCGUUUCUCUUAUUUUGCACGCCAACAAAGACCAGCCAUGCUUCUAACGGCAAACUUGCUAUUGCUUUACCUUAUGGGGUAAUGUUCAUUUUGUUAAUGAGAACUAGAUGAAUGAUUGUAUGUGAGGAUUCAGAAGAAAUGUAUCAGGAGUUUUAUAGAUUGCAAAUAUCUAAAGUUCUUUGGUAUCAUAGCAAAAAUAUUUCAUAGGGUGCAAUGAGAGAAAAAAUGCCAAGGAAAGCAAGUCAGUUUUAGAAAUGUGUGUUCAUCACAAAGGUCAUUGCAAAUUCCUCAGAAAUUUCCACAUUUGGUGUGUAAUGUACUACUAAUGUCUAUCUUCAUGGAUUGUACUGUAACUGAAGUAAUGAUGGAACUUAAGAAAGGACAUUUGGUGGAAUUGACUCCAGUCUUUUAAAGGAUCUUUUCUGGAAAAUUUAUUGAUCUUAAUAUAUUGACCCCCAUCAGAUGAGCAAACUUCAUUUAUGUAUUUGUACUUCAUUUAUCUGGUAGUGAAAAGUCUCAAGUGUUCCUGUGGUAAGCAGAGAAGACUAUAGUUUAAUUUGCCCAUCUUGAAAUGAAAAAGGAAACUUGUCAAAUUUGUUUCCUUUAUUAUGACUUUUGUAAAAAUGUUUUUCCUUUCAUUGGUUGAGUUGUCUCAAGUUUGAAAACCAGUACCGUUAGGUUUUAAAAAUUUUAAUGGAGAGAAAAGCAUUGUUUAUGGAAAAUUUUGGAUCCAUUUUUUUAAACAAAUUGAUAGAAGCUCAUUAUAACCCAAGGCUCCAAUUUGUGGUAUAGAAGGAUUGGAGUGAAUGAUAAAAUCUUUCUUUGUGAUUUAUCUGAGUUUGAAACAAUGCAUUGCAAUGUAUUUGGUUUUGGUAACAAAGAAAUGUGAUGUAUCUAGUUGUAGUGUUGAUAGCAGAUGACUCAAUUCAUGAUUUAUACUGUAAUCAGUCAUCAAAUUAAGCAGUAUUUUAAUCUGUACCAAAAUAAUUUGUGCUUGAUAAUUAUUCUGGGCAUGUGUUCAGUUCUUUGUUACUGUGUCUGUCUCGUCACAUUACGUGCAUUCAUUUCACAACAAUAACUUAAGAAUUAAAUCUGUAACACAGCUAGUUUACUUUUCACUUGUAAGUUGAUUUGUAAAUCCCUUGUACAGGUGGUAGUAGCAGCAUUGCCGCUUAGUGUGAAUUGAAAGCCUGCUGGACUUUGCAGCUGUUCCACGAGACAAAUUAUUAAGCACAAAACUGUUUUGGAAGAGGUAUAAUGGCAGCAUAUGUAUAACACAUAUUUGAAGUUCAAAUUUUAUAGUAUAAUAACAUUUUGAAUUUUGUUGCAAUGUAAAAAUAUACAAUCUGUGCAUUUUUAAGGUCUUUUAUGAAUAGAACUUGUCCAUCUACUAUAUAUUUCUUUCCAUUUUUUUAUGAAUAGAAGAACAUGUCAAAAACUGGCUAAGUAAUAAUAUGUUGAUCUACCAAAACAUAUUUUGUAUUGCAAAUGGAUAAUUUAUGGUAGUUCAUCUAGGUAAAAACAGGAUUUUCAUGAUCUACGAGGUUCUGAAGUAUUCAUUCAAAUAUGCGCAUUUAAUAUUAUAUCACCCAAAUGUGUUUGAUUAACAGUAAAAAUGAAUGACAUAAGCAUUAUCGAAUUUUAGGACUUGCAUUUAAAAAGUUAUAAAACAUCAUGGUAAAACUUGUUACUUGAGCCUGGAAGUUCUGGCAUUUAUAGGCAGGCAAAAGGACAUACAUUUUUACUAAAAUAGGCAUGAGAAAAGGAAUUUAUUAUUGCUAGUGUAGGGUUGCCAAAAAGCAUGUAAACAAUGAAAAAUCACUGAUACCAACUAAGGAAUAAUUAAAAUGAUUAACAUUUUCUUCUUAUUUUCAGACUUACUCUAAAAUUUACAUUAGUUCUUAACGUGUAAGGAAAAGUUCUUUUCUUUGUAAUCUUGAUACCACAUUGCCAUCCAGUAUGAUGGCUGCGAAUUCGUGUGAAAAAAAUGUGUGAAAAUGUGUCGAAAUGUGUGAAAAAAGAUUUAUUUCUCUAACACACAGACUAAUUGCUCAAAAUAUAAUUCCGGGCAUUAGUAUACAAGUCUAGAAGUCAUUGAAAAUAAAAAUAACAGUAAUUCCCUAGCAAACUUCUUAAAAUGAGAUGAAGACAAAGUAGUGGUGGGUAUCUAUUGUUGUUGCUCAAUCUUGAUAGUCGGAGAGUAAAAUCCAGAUGUCCUUUAAGCUCUUACAUCAAAGAUAGGUGAUCCUGAAACCUGUAAGUGGGAGCAUUAGAAAUAAAUAAAUUCCUCAAAACCCUACAAGCUGUAUUACCAUUAACUAUUUGUAUAGCAUUCUGGCAUCACCACUAGUUCUCUGCUAUUCCAAAUGUCUCAAAUUAGUCAGUUUAGUAAUUUCAUAGUUAUUAUGGUCCAAUGUAAAGUUGGUUUACAUGCAACAUAUUUAAAAAAUCUUUUAUGUUGAACUCUUUCUAUUUGCUGGUCAGUUAGAAUUAUGAGGAUUUCAUAUUGUAGAAGCUUACAUUAAAACUGGUUUAAUGAGAGUUACAUAAAGUGUCAUAAUGCUUUUAAUAUCCUUAAAUUCAUUAGUGUCUUUUUACAAAUUUAAGCAAUUUGAGAGUAUGGUUGACUGUAGUCUACUUCAUGCAAGUGAAACAUUAGGUUAGGGUAAAAAUGACACUGAGUUCCUUUACACUUUCAGAAGCUUACAACCUUACACUUUUUAAUAUUGAAAAUUAUACAAUUGUCAGGACACCACUGAGCAACCUCAUCAAUAGUCUUUUAGUUUUAUGCAGUAUUAGAAAUAUCAUUGGGUCCUAGUGAAGAGUUAUCACUAUUAUACUGUAAUAAGUAAUUCAUCCAUUUGGAAUUUCUGGUUAUAAAAAAGAUCUUUAAUUUUCUUCAGCUGGGACAAUGUGAAGUUUGAGAAAUAUUGCACUUGGUUGAUGUCUUGUUUAAGAAAUUGGUUUCAUAGUGGUAGUUAUUUGAGUUACUAGCAAACCUACCAGCGAGUAAAUUGCUGAUGUCUUGUGGGCCAAAAUAAUUACCAACAAUAUCAUCUGUAAGCAUUUAAUAGCUUUUAUUUUAUUCUUUCCAUAAGCAGUUCACUUUCUUCUUGUGGUAACCAAUAGUCUAUUGGGUUAUGGGUUGUGAUGAUGACCAUGAUACGUGGUGUGGUUUCUUUAGCGGAAUGUUUCUGAUCCACUCAUAAAUUUUUUCCUUCUAAAAACAAUUUCCAUUGACAAAUAUUGUCCAGAGCUAUUGUAGGUUCCUCAAACAAUGUGCAGCUUGAAGUUGGUAAGUCAUCCAAGUUGAAGUUACUCCUACCUUUGGUACGGUCAAUUAUUGUCAGUUGUAGGGGAUCUGUUAAUAGAGUUGCUAUCAUUGAUUUUACUGUUUUAGUUGGCCCUUUUAAAACAAAGGAAUUUUUCUUUUGAAAGUAUAUACUUUGAAUUAAAAGGAAAUGGGCAUAGAAUUCAUAAAUGUUUAUUCUAUUACUAUUGAAUAAAUAUUGCAAAUAUUUGAUAUUUUGAAUAUUAAUAUCUUGAAGGUUAAUAUUGUCUAAUAUAAUGUCAAAAUAAUUUGUUUUUCGUAGUGUCUCCUUUAAAUGAGCAUUAUCUAUUUAACAUAUGGAAAUAAUGAUAGCUUUAAUCAUUCAUCCGUAAUCAGAAAUCAAUUGAAUAAUUACUGGGUUAGGUAUUUUUUUUAAAAAAUCUGAGUAAGAAUCAAAAUUAUAUUGUUCUUUUAAAUCCAUUAUAUUUUGUAUUAAAUAAUUUCUAUUUGAUUUCAUGAGAAGCUGAGUUUUUUGCUUUUUUACUUUGUCUUGACUUUCCAGUAUGUUUCACAUUGUUCAAUAUUUAUCGAAAUGUCAAUAUCGUAUGUUUUGUAAUUUUGAGCCUUUUUAUAGCUUGUAUUUCUAGCCUUUGUAUAGAUGGGUGAUUGUUAAGCCAUCGUCGCAUACCGUAACGGACGAGAUAUAAAAUAAAUCGUCAAAUGUGUCGUAUUCGUUGUACCGUCGUCUUAGCCUCUUGCAGUUCGCAGUGAGUGAUUGAUAGGAUUCUGUCAAGCACAAUCGAUCACUAUUAUUCUCUGUUGAUUCGUAUAAGAAGUGGAUGUGUCCUGGAUGCUCCGCGAUGGCGAAUGUACACUGCUUCUGUCUUGGUGUUUCUGUGAUGUAUUUGUUGUAGAUGGUUCUGAUAUUUCUCAUGGUGUGGAUGACGAACGUAUAGAAGGACUUAUCGGAGGGUGUGUUUGUUCCGAAGAUUUUUUUUUACCGUUUUGGCGUUUGAAGUAAAUGUGAAGACGUCUGGCGUUUUUGGUGUGGAGGUGGUGUCAAUUUAUAUAAUUUCAGAGAUAGGAGAAUUGUUGUGGGGUGAUUCCAAGGACAUUGAUUCUCCGUCAAUAUCAUCGGGUUGUAUUUUUCGUUUUCUGUUGCUCUGUUGACUGUCAUUUGAAGCAGUGUUGAUAGCACAUGUAUCUGAUAUUGGUAUACCGUACUCUUUGAUUUCGUGCUUUGUGUUAUUAAAUCUGUCGGCAUGAUCUGAGGCCAUAGUUCUGGUAGGGUUGUUGCUAACAAUUGACGUAGGAGUCUCGAUGAUACAUUUGUUACACAUAAGUGAAUUUGACAAUCGUGUCCUUUGUUCUUGAGUAAUUGUACUGUUCUGUCUAUUGUUGCUACAGGAUCCGGAUAUUCCGAAUACGAGGGUGGUCCCAGAAGUACCCGACCCAACAAAGAAAAAACAAAAAUUUUGGAAAAAAAUAUGUUCAUUUUUCAACAUAAUCUCCUUUGAGCUCUAUACACUUUAACCAGCGAUGUUCAAUAAGUGCGAUACCCUUUGUAUAAUAAGAACUGUCUUGCUCCUCAAAAUAGCCACGAACUACCGACAUCACUUCUUCAUUUUU
Messenger RNA from Gryllus bimaculatus (two-spotted cricket), 5044 nucleotides. Lineage: Eukaryota; Metazoa; Arthropoda; Insecta; Orthoptera; Gryllidae. The record is from the annotation of a GenBank genome assembly.